AUGUUUCAAUCAUUGUUUGAUGCUCAUGACAAAGAGGUGGAUAAAUACUGUGAUUCCCUACAGCUGAGCCAUCAGAUGAUUGUUUCGAAGCAGAUUGAACUCUCUGAAACAUUUGGUGAAAUGAUCGAUGAAGUUCUGAGAGCUGCAACGCAGCGCGAUUCACAGCCAGAAGAUAACCCCCCCACUACCUCAAUGCCUCCAACAAAUGAUCCAGUAUCCACACCAACUGUUCCAACACCUGAUAAACAACAACAUGAUCAGGAAAGCCAUGUUCCUACUGAUCAUAUCAAAGUAUCAGAUGAUAUUGUCAGUGGGAACGUCUGCAAAAAAGCUGAAGUUAUGGAUGCCCCUAUUUUUGACAAGACUCCAACAUCUAAUGCUCCCACAACAGACAAGCCUGCUGCUCCUAAGUUAACACCAGAUAUAAAUAGUGAAGGACAAAAAUCUGUUACACAUGAUACUCCUGUAUCUGGUGCACCUCUGUUCGAUAAAACCCCACUGACAGAUGUAAGACAUGUUGUCAUUUUCAUAUUUUUCCUAUUUAUACACUAA
Molecule: messenger RNA, 552 nt
Organism: Zea mays
Lineage: Eukaryota; Viridiplantae; Streptophyta; Magnoliopsida; Poales; Poaceae
Exons: 5
Coding region: 1-552 (183 amino acids)
Source: RefSeq, a predicted model, not a curated record